AUGAACUGCUCAGAAGGUAUUAAAGAGUAUCUUCUCAAUACUUCUUUUCAUGGUUACAGAUACAUAGUCGAAAGAAAUCGUCAUUGGACUGAAAGGGCAUUUUGGUUCAUAUGUUGCCUUUUAUCCUGGAUAGCAACAGGAAUGCUCAUCCAAUCAGCCUGGACAGAUUUCCAGAACAAUGCCAUCAGCUUCGUCGUCGAAACCAGCUAUUUAGACUGGGAUACCCAUUUUCCUUCAGUACUGGUGUGUGAAACGGACAAUCAACAAAAAAUUGCCGAAGUAACCGACAGAACUUACGGCGACCCACACGACUACAACCUGGACGAAAUCGUCAAGGAGUUGGUGUUCUUUCGCGGCCUCUCCUUUUACACCCUCCAAAUUUGCGGUCCGGAAGCGCCCAGCGUAAAUCCGGACUGCUACAAGAAGAACUUUUCGGAUUUUUCCGCCGAGGUGCGCAGCACUUGUCCGGAGAUUUUUAGGAAAUGCAAGUGGAACAAGGAGGAGUUCGAUUGUUGCAAGUACUUCGCCCCUUUGGACACGGAAAUGGGCAAGUGUUACGGCGUUAACUCCAUACAAACGCAAACUCCUCAUUUUUAUCCGAUGGUUUCUAAUAAACGAACCGGGCCUGGUACUCUGAUGCUGGAACUGAACGGGUACUCCAAUAUUUACAUCCUUGGGGAGCAGGAGGUACCAUCUUUAACAACCUUAACAACUGACAUCUUGCAAGUAACGCCUCACAUUCAUUAUCAAAGAUACAUGGCGAUUAAAGAAAUUGAAAAUCAACCUGAAGUAAAGGACGUAAGCAUACAACAAAGAAAGUGCAGGUUUACAGAAGAAACUGAUUUGGACGUCUACCCUUACUAUAGUUACAGUGCAUGUUGUGUGCAAUGUAGAAAGGAUGCACAGCUGCGGAUCUGCUCAUGUGCACACCACCUAAUGCCUAAUGUUUCAUUCCAGCAACAGUGCAACAUUGAUGGAUUGUACUGCAUCAACAAGCACUAUAAUGAACUAGCAGUACUGAAAGCCUACUGGUCAAAUCGCACAGGGUUGGUUUGUGAUUGUCUGCCCAGUUGCACCGAAUUUGAAUUUUCCGUCAUCAAGGACGAUAAAAAUGGGAUACCUUAUGAGUAUGCCAUCGUGGAGCUAUCUUUGGAAAGGUUGCCAACCGAAAGGUUCAAAAGAAAUGUGGUCAGAGGAAAGUUGGAUCUAGUAGUAUCAAUGGGUGGUGCAACCGCCUUGUUUUUGGGUGCCAGUCUGCUCAGUUUCGUGGAGAUAAUCUAUUACACGAGCGUGCGUCCGUUGGGCAACCUUUGGAUGUUGACAAACACGAAACGACGACACCGCAACUUAUUCAAACGUACACGUUAAA
Aethina tumida (small hive beetle) is the source of this 1369-nucleotide messenger RNA. RefSeq names its product sodium channel protein Nach. The transcript is spliced from 8 exons. The record is from RefSeq and is a predicted model, not a curated record. Gene Ontology annotation, biological process: sodium ion transmembrane transport. Gene Ontology annotation, molecular function: ligand-gated sodium channel activity. Gene Ontology annotation, cellular component: membrane. Bases 1 to 1368 code for a protein of 455 amino acids. Lineage: Eukaryota; Metazoa; Arthropoda; Insecta; Coleoptera; Nitidulidae.